AUUAGGACAAGAUUGGUGGAUUGUGGGAGUAAUAUUCCCAAAUAUCCCACUCCCACAUUCGUAUAUUUCAAAUAAAUGCCAAAUUAGGGGGAAAAAAAAGAAGAGGACGAAAACAGAGGCCUCUGGAAAGCACUGGCAAGUUCUAGACUUCAUCAUUUCUGGAACUCGCACGAGACCACCGGAAUUUUCCUCUCGCACUAUAAAUGAACCUCCUUCUUCACCGAAUUCCCCAUCAACCAAUUCCAGUGAUACAUCCCAAUUUCUCAGCAAUCAAACAAUCGCACAUUUUAAUUCUCUUCAGUAGAAAGCUAAAAAUGUCUCUGAUUCCGAGCUUCUUCGGCAACCGCCGCAGCAACGUCUUCGACCCAUUCUCCCUCGAUAUUUGGGAUCCCUUCGAGGGGUUUCCUCUCUCCAGCGCCGUCGCCAACUUCCCCUCCUCCGCCCGUGAAACGACCGCGGUGGCCAACGCCCGCAUCGAUUGGAAAGAGACGCCGGAGGCUCAUGUGUUCAACGUGGAUGUUCCCGGAUUGAAGAAAGAGGAAGUUAAGGUGGAGGUCGAAGAUGGUGGAAUUCUGCAAAUCAGUGGAGAGAGAAGCAAGGAGCAGGAGGAGAAGAAUGAUAAGUGGCACCGCGUGGAGAGGAGCAGCGGGAAGUUCCUCCGCCGCUUCAGGCUGCCGGAGAAUGCGAAGCUGGAGCAGGUGAAGGCGGCGAUGGAGAAUGGGGUGCUGACAGUGACGGUGCCUAAAGAGGAAGUGAAGAAGCCAGAAGUCAAGGCCAUUGAUAUCUCUGGUUAAUUUGUAUUUUGUGAAGAACUUUGUGUAAUAUGACUGUAAAACUAUGAUCAAGGGGAGUUGUGUCAGAUUAAUAAUUAAAUAAAAAGUGUUUUUCUUUAUUAAUUUUCA
Messenger RNA from Salvia miltiorrhiza (redroot sage), 902 nucleotides. Its product is annotated as 17.8 kDa class I heat shock protein-like. The coding region runs from base 204 to 794 and encodes 196 amino acids. Lineage: Eukaryota; Viridiplantae; Streptophyta; Magnoliopsida; Lamiales; Lamiaceae. Gene Ontology annotation, biological process: response to hydrogen peroxide; response to salt stress; response to heat. The record is from RefSeq and is a predicted model, not a curated record. The transcript has a single exon.